GGCGAUUCCACAGAGUGGUCUUUAUACACUGGAUCUUAGAAACGUCACAGGUAUAGGUAUGUAAUUAUGAUUUCCAUAUAACGUCAAGUUCCUUUUGUAAACCAUCUGUGUCUGAAGUGUGAAAAGAACAUUUCCCCUCUUGUCUCCUAUCAUUUGCCUGUUAGCGGUUGUUUCGAUAUAAGUUUAUACAGUCGAGGUGUGGACAGUUUCAGGUCCUUAGCUUAAAGAACGAACGACAUUCACCCAAAAUGUUUUUCUUGUUCACGCGCAAAUUAUAGAUCGUUUUCACUGGCACGCACCAAAAAAAUAAAUUGGAAACCUUCUAGUGGAAGAAGCCAAGAAAAUGAAAUGUUAUAAAAGUCUCAGGUCUUUGUGGCCCACAGUUUCUGAGUUAUCUGCCGAAACGUGUCACGCACCUUUGUAGAGCUUUGUAUGGAGACGCCAUAUUGGUGUACAGUUUUGGUGCACCAACAUGGCCGCCGGAAAUCAACAAAGACAUCUGGGAGUUCACUUUUUCUAUUAACGCUCUUUCUUUUCACUCGAGAACUAGCAUACGUGCACAUAAACAUAUCUUCUAAUACUUGAAAUGGUUAUACUGCUGAAAAUCAAGAGGGGAGACUUUUUUUCAAAGAGACAGCAUUUCUAUUUGUGUCACACACUGUGAAAACUCGGAAGUUAAAAUUGCUGUAUUUUCGAAACGAAACAUGCUACGGGACUGGAAACUUGUACAAAGAUUUAUUUUUUGUUUAUCUUCAACCUAGUGUAAAUAAGAAUUCAUAAAACCUCGCUAUCUUGACUUUACAAUUUGAUGACGUCACUGUGAAAAGCAUCUUUUCUUGGCGGCGGGUAAUAAAAAUGUAUCAGGCGUUCUUUUUCCCCCUCUCUUUUCAAGAGAAAAACUGAAUCGCGUAAUUGCAGUUUAAAUUGAAAGGUUGCCUUGGUUUUCUACUCACUGCAACUGCUUGUACAAAAUUUGUACAUUCUUUGCCGAGUUGUGAGAAAACAUUUCCCAUAUUCCUGAAACAAUACCAAUGAAAAGAAGAGAACAAUAGUCAAGAAUAUACCAGGUAAUCGCCUCCUAAAGAUACCUGACAAGGGAAACCAAAGAGUUAAAAGGGGGCUAGAAAGUCGAUGAUUUUGCUAUAAAUCAGUAAAUACCGUAUUUACUAGAUUAAACGCCGCAAUAGCAGCCACACCCAGUCAGAAGAAUGCAGCAUUUGUUCGAGGAUUUUAAGACAAAAUGGAACCUGUGCGAUACUUGGUAAUCGGCUAUAAUCACAAGUCGGCAGACAAUUACGAUUCUAUCUCAGCCAAAAAAGCGAGACACUAGAACUUAGGACUUGUUUCUGUUUUAUAUGAGAUUCACUAUGAUUUACCUUAAUUGUUGUCAGUGAUUUUAGAAAUAUCAUUUUGAAAUAUGUUUUAAUCCUUAAUUCCUUAAUAAAUCAACUGGUCAAUUCCAGCUAUGACCACUGUCAAAAAUGUUGAUUGUCGCUUUUUGUGCAUAAAAAACGGUGUAUUUUAUUUAUUUGAACUGUUCGUAAACGAAGCCAGCUAUGUGUCGGUUUUUCAGUAAUUUGUUCCUAUAUAUCUUCAUUUUCAUUAGCCUGCGUAGCAAGCGUUUCCAGUCGAGUAAUAGCAGCCACACGCAGUCAGAAGAAUGCUGCAUUUGUUCGAGGAUUGUAAGACAAAAUGGAACCUGUGCGGUACUUGGUAAUCGGCUAUAAUCACAAGUCGGCGGACAAUUACGAUUCUAUCUCGGCCCAAAAAGCGAGGCACUGGAACUUAAGACUUGUCUCUGUUUUGUAUGAGAUUCACUAUGAUUUACCUUAAUUGUUGUCAGUGAUUUUAGAAAUAUCAUUUUGAAAUACACGUCGCCCUUAAAUAUGUUUUAAUCCUUAAUAAAUCAACUGGUCAAUUCCAGCUAUGACCACUGUCAAAAAUGUUGAUCGUAUUUUAUUUAUUUGAACUGUUCGCUGCUAUGUGUCGGUUUUAAUUCUGUAGUAGGCAGGAGUCUGUCUAUUUUGUAUCAUUCAUGAUUUACUUAGGUAAUCUUCCUUUCCAUUUAAACGUUUGCUACUUUCCAUACGCUUUGACUUCAACUCAGUUGCAUUCAACUUCAUGUUCUAAGGCUUUCCCAACCUUUAGAUUUUACAGAUGCACGGAAGUAUUUAAAGAACGAUAGUAACGAAGCUGUCGUGGUUGCACCAUGGUAGGUUAAUAUUCUACCGUGACGUAUUGGCUUUUAGCCAGUUCGCUUAGGUACUCAAACGAAAUAUUGUCACUCUUCCCUUACAACUCCAUACCCUUACCUUCACUGUAUUCUAUAUUGGAAGGCACCUUUGUAUUGUAUGUUCAGCAAAAACCGCAUCUUUUCGCUUAACCUUCAUAUAGACUUUUAUUGGGGAAAAAGCGCCAGUUUCCGGUUCCUUCUGGACUUGUUCACUUAGCCUCCCCACCCUACCCUACAGCUCAGUCACUCGACUAACUGAAGAGUGCGCUAUUUGUAGUCUAGCUAAAAGUCACAGAAAAUAGUAAACAGUUGCUUUACUGAUAGUACAUUCUUAACAAUAGCUUGGCUGAACAAGAAUCCUGUUCUUUCAUUUCCAAAAUACUAUUUUCUUUCUGCAAGGGGAUAUUUCCUACCAGCUCAUUAGUAAAUACUGACAAAUCAGAAACGUUGUGGUCUUAGGUUGGAUCCAUAGUUUCAGUUUGUCUCUUUUUAAUGCUGUCUUUUGUGCUAACUUGUCGUGUUGUCUCGUCAGGAAAAUCUGUCCAAACACCACUGUAGUAGAUGCCGAUCACAUACCGGUCUAUGGGUCUAUAUAUCCAACUGCUGAAGACAUCAUCGAUGAUACAAACCGUGAAAACAACUGUAUGUCACUUAAAUUUUUGUAGUUCAUUUUUAGUAGAUAGAGGUUACUUUGUGGGUAAAAAUUCGCAUGUGAGUUUUAUUUAUAAGUUGAAUAGUAUUUUGAAAAUAGGUUAUGGUGAGCAAUCUGCCAUAUAAGAAACGAAAAGGGAACUAAAGCCGAAAUGUAUCCCACAAGUCUUUGUGAGAUCGUUUCUGGAAGCGCACCGGUCAGCUAUUGGCCGGUUUUCCCCCCUACUGAUCCCUAGUAACAGACCCAGACAUCAUUGCGAAAGUCAGCUCAGUGUGGUUUCCUUCUCGUAUAUUAAGUGAAUAAAUGUGAGGGCAUUCUAUGAUUACCCUGAGGGAGUAAAACAUUGCACAGGCAUUUAUAUGUUAAGCCUCCACUAAAAAAUAAAAACAAAAUGUUCUGGUUCAGCAUCUUGCUUGGCACACACAAAAUGGAUUGGCUAAACGUGCGAACAAUUUUCGUCUAAACAUGGAACAGAGUGAGCCCACAUGAUGUUUUUUGCACGUUACUGCUGCGAUUGUGCUGUCUACUACUUGGUUUCUGAUUGGCUGAUAUUUCUCCCUUGCACUUGCUUUGCUGGCACAGUUCGCUAAACGAUCAAACAUUUGUUAGUAACGCAAACUGUUCGAUAAAUUGUUUGAUUUCGGUCAAACUCGCUCUUUCAACUCGAUAUCGGACAAGCAUACUUGGUCUUCGAACCUCUGUUACACGGCCCUGCUAUUAAGCGGUCAUCUACCAAUUUCCCGAAAUUUGCUUCCCAUAUUUACUGUAAAUUUGACCCCUGUUCAACGUGCACUUGGAUGCGGUCACCGUUUGGAUUUCCCAAAUAGCUAAUGUUAUCAGUGUAAUUUACCUCUGUUAAAAGAUCACUUUGUUACAUAACAGUCAAUGAAUGGCAUAGUCUUGGUCACGAAGAACUCCGGCUGGCGCUGAGCAAAAUCAGUGACUUGCUUCACCAAAUUAGACGACCAUACCGAACUGAUUUUGUCUUCAUGUUGAGUGAUAUUUUAAAGAUUGCUGAUGAUUUGCUUGAUUGUAAAGACGUUUGCCUUAAGUAUGACAUUACUGUUUCGGUUUUAACUCCACUGAACAUCCAAAUACUUUUAUCAUAUUUCGCGUUAUUGUUGUUGUGAACAAGAAUUUGUAAAUAGAAUAAUCAAUUUUGCCCUGUAGGUCAAUUUCUGCCACACCAUGGGCUAAAUUUUUGGAAAGCCUCUAUUAAGUGGUCAACCUCAGUGUUUUUUUCUUCCGAGUUGAUAAGCGCUUGUUAAGUUUGCCUAUCCGUUAACAGAAAAUAGCAGAGCUGGAUCAACGGUUCUGACUUAAAGCUGGUCCAUUGCAGAUGCAACGUUUGUUUCUGUGGUAAAUGGUGGUGUCUGGGGUAAGAAGGGGAAGCGUUUUUAAAGUAAGAAGGGGAACGUAGGGACUUAUAAGAACAAUACAUGAAGCUACAGCUGGUGGUUUCUAUUUUUUUCCAGGUGAUCAAACAAAACUGAAACACUUGCUCUUUGAUGCAAAUUUAACCAAGGAGGCAGCUGCCAAGGACUGGAAUAUUACGUGAGUUUAGUGACUCCAGUCAGCUGAAAACAACACCUUGUAGCUGAUUGGCUUACCAGUGUAGAUGAUUGGUUCAUCAGGGUAGACAGGGAGUUCCCAAGGGAACGACUCAUAUAAAUGACUAUGUGUGCCUUAAGCGCACUCCCCUGUUACAGUGGAACCUCGAUUUAACGAAGUGCCAAGGGACUGGGAAAAUUUGUUCGUUAUAUCGAAAACCUCCACUUAACGAAUUUUUGGGAAAACAAGCAAAAUGUUCGUUAAAUUGGGGUAAAGUUAUUGAUUAAUUUCUAAAGCCCAGUAUUUCUAGAUCUGAACAAUUUCUGUAAUAAACAUCUGUAUACAAAGCUAUUGUCUCAGUUCAGAGCUGUACAUAGCUACCGCACUAUAAACACAAGAAAAACUACUGUACACAUAAAUUUUAUCCUCGUUGUUCUGUUUCGCAUUCAUCUUUAGCUAUGUCUCGGUCACAUGUUGACAUUUAUUCGUUACGUCGAGGUAUAUUUUACGUUUGCGUUUCUGGAUCAUGUUCGUUAUAACGAGGAUUUCGUUAAAUCGAGGUUGCACUGUACCAUUAAAUGCUCUUCGAUACAAUGUAUUUUGAUUUAAGAAAAUAAGAACCUAUUCCGAAGUGGAGGAGGGUCUUAACGGCCAAAACGUUUAAGGGAAAGCAUAAAACCUUAACAGGGACUUCCAGAGUACUGGGAGAUGGGGGUCAAAGCUAAUAAACCCUCCGUGGGGAAGUAUGGAUACCCCCUGGGGCAUAACAGUACAGAUUUUAAAAUAUUCUGUUGUUUGCAGAGAUGGUAUAGAAGAUAUAUUUGUAGCAACGCUUGGAGGAAUCAUGAGGUGGCUAAAUUCAAGGUGUGUUCUUAGAUAAGAAUUGGGCUUGUCUGGAUAUUGCUUAACUGAUGUAGCUUAUAUUGUUAAACGCCAGUCAGUCAGAAUUCUGUCCUCCCUUAGUGGUCAGUACACUCGGACAAAAACAAAAGACUGACGGAACACGAGAUUAUACAGAAACAAGGAGAUUGCAUAAGAGAAUUCCCUUGUGUACUGGUACAUCAAAAUACAACCUCAAGACAUCACCGGAUUCGUUGAGAGAAUGAUGAGAGAUAUUAAGAUCAUGUCAGGUUUUACCAUCUAGUCUACGAGCAAACUGUCCGUUUUGGGGAUAUCGUUAGGAGUCGCACGGGAGCAGCUCACUCGCGCGUUGUCGCGUGUCUUCGCUCGCCAUCCGAAAUGGGGGGUUUGCUUGCAGGCUACAUACAGUCUCGUGCAUUGUUUUUCAUUGCAAGAAUUGCUUACUGUGUGCUUCCAUUAGUACAGCAAAGUUGUGAGAACGGAUGAGAGCCGGUCCAACAGCCUCAACAUAUCGAAACGAAAAGCCAAAAAAUGUUGUGGUAAUGUUGUGACAAAAGUUCUACAGGUUUAAAAUCUUCACAACAUCACGAUCUGUCAACAGUGUUGUGUGGGGAAGAGUGGGUGUUAAAGCGAAUGUGAGAAUGUUAUGACUAUUCUCCACUUCAGAAACAGGAGACUGGGACGAGUUUACUUUCGCAAAGACUUUUGGGACUGUUACUAGGGACAGAGAAAAAAAUUGGCCAAUAGCUGAUUAGUGCGUCCCCAGAAAUAAUGCCAGAAACAAUUGCGGGACACAUCUCAUCUCUAGUUCCCUUUUCGUUUUUGUUUCGUUAAGUGGCGAAUUGGGUAGCCUGUACACAGACGUUGUUUUAUGUCAAUGAAUCCCCUGCGGUUUAUAUUUUAUCACCCGCGCUCGACGGACUUUGAAGAGAAAAUAGAGGGUCUGUGAACAGGCUACGUAUUGGGGAGAUUGCAUCUGUAACAUGAGUUUGCAUGUAAUUGUGAUUAAACUGUUAUAUGUUACACCGGGACCCUAUAGAGCGUUUUCACUCACAUGGCCAGCAUCUGUGCAAAUUCAUUGGAAACAAAGAAAGCGUUUGUAUAAGAAAAGAGUUCAGUUCCCACAGGAUUGUCUUGGUACACCAACAUGGCCGCCGUUUCAUUGUUUUGGAACACCAAUGUGGCCGCCGUGACGUCAUGUGAAAACGCUCUAUAAUUACAUCUAAACACCUUCUAAUUAGAAAUCAUGAAUAGGCCCUUUGCAGCUUGCCAUUCACGUGGUACAAAACCGCCACGCUGGAACGCAAAAGUCGCCCUGGAGCAAGACCAACAAAAGGCAAACAUAAUUUGAAAUAGUAAUUUCCUUUGUUUUUCUUGUCCCAGUGCGACUUUUGCGUCCCAGCAUGGUGGUUUUGUACCACGAGAAUGGCAAGCUGCAAAGGUCCUAUUAUACCAAACGACUUCUGUUCUCUAUGUUAUCUUUACAGCAAUAUUACAUUGCCACGAUAUUACACUAAACAACAGUUUUACAGACAGGCAGUUCAGUAUGCAGACAAAGCUGUUGGCGUGGACAAAACAAUCAUUGUUUUCUCUGCUCCUUACAGAGCACAUGGUAAGAAAAAAAACACAAUCAUACGUUGGGAAUGCAAAAAAACUUUUCUAGUUGUUCCACCGUAGAAUCUGAAGAUAUUAAAAAUACUUUUGCUAGUUGUGUAGGGGAAAGUGACAGCAAAAGUAUACGUUUGUAUUUUCGAGGGGGACAUUGGGGGGUACCCAAUACCGCAAUACCGUAAGAAAAAAUGGCAAAUACCGAAAUGCCGCGUCGAAAAUCGUCUAAAUACCGAUACCCCAUAUUUUAAUCACAUUUAUAAUCGGUUCCGCAUACUUAUGGUUGCUUCCAUGUAGCGCGUUUAAUUAUCUCAGGCAUUUAUGCACCAGAUGUCCAUGUUUUUUUUAAUAUUUUGGUAGUUCGCAAUUUUAACUACAUUCGUUCAGUCUUUUGUUAUUUCGACCCAACAGCUAAUUAACUCCAAUAAAAAUAACUCUCGAAAGCGCGAAAAACAAACCAACCAAAAUCCUUUCCACGCACGUCUAGUGCGAGUUUUGAUAUAAAGUGAGUCUAGUCUAGCACGUCAGUCUCUCGUUCUGGCUUUCUGGCUUCUGAUUGGUGCCAGAAAAAAACACAAGUUUUCUGGCACCGAUCAGAAGCCAGACCGGCGGCGACCGUUUGGAACUGGUCUGGUAAGAUAUUGUCCCCAGGGGCUCUUCUCGCCGUUCUUUACUUUUCUUCGUUCCAGAUAUAUAUUUUUCCGCCCGUUUAGACUUUCCCUCGCCCCCUUUAUCUGCCCCUGGGUCUCCGAGGAUGACGCCGCGCUGUUAAGAGGUAAAAUUACCAAAUUUUCUCUUUUAUGCACCUAUCAAUGUAAACCCCGUGGCGGGGGGUGGAGUGCGGGCAAGGGGUGGGGAUUUGACAAAUUUUAAAAAUUUUCGAUCAAAUUCCCCAGGGUGGGAAACGAAAGGUCAAUCAAAAGUGUCAAAAAAGCCCCAACCCCAGGGGAAAAAAUCUAAACAAACAAUGCUAUAUUACUAUAUAAAACGAAUAAAAGAACCUUUCAAACACGUUGUUACUACUUUUAUUUACGGUUAACGGAAGCUCCAUUAGAUUACUCGCUGUAAUUAAGUAUUUUCUCCCUCCACUAGCAUCUCUUAUCUUGAACAACAAAAUCACUUCAGGAAGAUUGACCGUGCUGUGUAAUAUUAAUAAAACGUAAAAUGCUUUAUAACAUCUGCUCAACAUGUCGGAACAGGUCGGAUCACUGACCCAUAAAAAGCCUCUGGCUUUCAUGGUGGAAUUCGAUUUCAGUCGAGUUUUACAAUCAGAUGGGAACUUGAAGAUAAAAACUUCGUCAAAAUAGACAUUAUCUGUUUAGAUGACAGUUUAAAGUAUCGGAUUAUGGCGAUUAAAACAAAUGAAAACUUCAUACCUUUCUCCAACAACGUGACUUUCAGGAAGCCUCGAGCGGGGACGGACUUGGUAACUGCUUCUGAAUUGAUACCAGGCUUCUGUCGGUCAAAGUCAAAUGUCCCGACCCCGGGGUCGCUUCGCACGAUCAAAAGCCCGACAGCGGGGAUAGUCCCAGGCAUCAAAUCCCCUCCCCUUGCCCGCAUUCCCCCGACGGGAUUUACAUUGAUAGGUGCAUUAACUUUACAAGGCGUUUUUCAAUUCUCGAAACCCAACAUCUAAACUUAUUCUUGUUGCGAAAAUGUUCGCCUCGUUCGCCCUCUUCAUAAAAAAUUGCCACACAGUCAAUGGUGACCACGCCGUCUUCAACCUCAGCGACCUCAGACAUUGUGAGAAAACGUUUAAAACCUCGAAUUACCGGCACAGGUAAACAGAUCGACAAGCCUGGUAAGGUAACUUGAGACGACUCAUUAUCAUUGGAUGCAACAACAAUCACAUUGUAUAUUAUCGACCAUUAACUGUCACAAAAUGACCCACAAAUGGUGUAAUCAUUUACCGUUAUGUCUCAAGACUUCUAAAUAUUAACUUUAUUGACCUUUAUGUCUUACUGUGUUUUGUUUUGCGUAUUGUAUCGAAAGGAAAGCGCAAAUAAACGGUACCGUAAUACCGUGAACAAUCUUAUUUCACCGAAUACCGUCACCCAAAAUGAUGAAAAACCGCAUACCGCAGAGCUAGAUGAUACCGCAAUACCGCACGUUAAAAUUAAAAUUACCGAGAUACCGCAUGAAAAUAAGCCCAAUACCGCAAUACCGUAAACCCCCAUGUCCCCCUCUAUUUUCCGAAUUCGUGAAGAAUCCAGAACGUUUUAUUACAGGCUUGUACAGGUUAUGGAAAACCGGGAAAGUCAUGAAAUUUAAGAAUUUCAUGUUGCAGGCCUGAAAAGUCAUGGAAUUUACUUGUCGGUCAUGGAAAAUGAUGGAAAAUUUUAAAAAGUUUUAUCUGGUGGAUUAGUUACCGCAGAUGACAAAGCAUAGAUACAGAGAAGUAAUUAACCAUCGCGAACGGCACACAUUUUGGUGGACGCCAUAGUUUUUCUGUUGAACUGUUUAAAGUUAAAAAAUACCUUAAAACAAGAAUAGUUUUGAAAAUUUUUGGGAGUGACAGCGUAACCUUAGGUCACAGAAAACUUGAAAAGAUCAUGGAAAAAUUCAUGGAAAGUCAUGGAAUUUAAAGAGCUCAAAAGAGUACCAACCCUGUGGUACCUGAUUUGUUUUGUCGUUAACACGGUUUGAUCUUGUGUCCGGAGAUUUUGAAUCCGGUAUCUAAAGUGAAUACUUCAUAUUUGAAUGAAUGUUCUCGAAUUUACUGACGGAUGUUCGCCUGUGAAUCCAAAUAUUUUAAAUGUAACAAAUCCGGGAACAUUUUUAAGAUGACAGCACAUCGCCUGGCCAGCAUCACGUGUUCCUUUACUUUCCCUUUGAAAUGAGAGUAGCCUGGGACCAGGCUCCUCCUCCUAGUGGGGAAAGUGGGGAAAAAGGCGCGCAGUUCUUCCCCCUCCCCAGUCCCUAGCUCGGCUCGCCUUGCUCGUCAAUUUUUUUUGCACGCUUUUUUUCCCCUCGGAGGAGCCUGGUUCCAGCUUGGUGUGAGUAUGAGAGGCCAGUGGAUAAAUGCAGUAGACGAGGCCAAACGUUUGAUGUCGCUAUCUAGUGACACGAUGAUUAUGGAGUGAUCUAAGUAGAGAUCGAGGGAAAUGUGAAAAAAAAGUUUUUGUAAGCUGUUCUGUGUUGCUGUGAAACACACCCCCACUAGCAUUACCGUGAACUCCUUCUGCUAGCAGUGUUUCUAAUUAGGGUUUUACUUUUGUGUUGUAGGUUACCAAAGUGAUGUCAACGAAUCUGUCACGAUAACCGCAAGUGCUCCUAUCAUUAUUUCGGACAAAAACAACAAUAACAGCAAAGUUGUAGCUGCAGGUGAGUCGCACUGAAGCUUCGAAUGUUAUGGGUCUGUGAGAGUGUGAUAUGCUUCUAACUCAGUACAGGUUGAGUGAGUGUGUCUGAGAGUUCGAGGUGAAGCUAAGGGUCCCUUUGCUUCAGGUAACUUUUCUUGCUGUCAACUGGACUACGCCAUAAACGUGACACCGUUCUACAGAUAAAAUGGUCUUCAACAAUAAUGUCACAGUCAAGUCUGCUUCUUGACAAAAUGUCGGUGGAGCCAAAUUUUUUACCUUUGCGUUUAAAAGUCCGUAUACCGUAAGCCAUUCUCAAUCCUUCAUAACAAGAACGUUGAGAACCAUUGCAUCCGUCUGUCUACAGUGUUGAGAAAGUGGUGCGUAAACUUAUCGAACAAUUAUUGAAUGAGGCUGAGUAGGCUGUGAAGAAUUAUGCAGAUCGAGAAAAGUGUUUUCCACCAGGGCCGAAGGCCGAGGCGGAUAACAGCCUCCGCGAUUUACGAAGGAGUCCUAAGUGGAGAUAGCUGCAACGAUGCGCUCCAAACUUCAGGUUUCGAAUAUUUUUAUGGUGAGAAAUUGACUAUAUCAGCUACGGAAAUUGUUUGCUGUUAACAGCGUCAACAGGGCUUACAACUCAGUCUAGAACGACUUGAAAAUGCUCACACUACAAUUGUGAAGCUCCCAGUCUGUCUUAAAAUGUGGUCGGCUCAGUAAGAUGCCCACGUGACUAUUUCUUUCUGCUGGGAUAUUACACUUGUUGAUUGGCGCUGGACAUUUACAACGUAAAUUUGAGUGCUUUUACUUUCAUUAAGAAACAUGAGAUAUUACUUCAUUACCUUUGUUGGAUUCAUACAUUAACAAUGGCGUGAGCAUCUCAGUGCCAUCUGUCGUUUCCCGUGAUGCAUGCGUAGCCUGUCUAUUAUUCUAAAGACUACUUGAGAUGCAUUUUCACAUAGGAUGGCUUUGCAAGUCUGGCAUCUAAUCUUGUCUCUUCCUUUGUGCCACGCCGAAACUAUAACUUCAAGAAGGCUUUGGAAUAUACAACUGAUUUAUUUUCCUACCUCCUGACUAAGGUUUAUUAUUAAGUCAUAAACUAAAUUAGAAAGUUUAUCCUUUGCGUAAAAUGUUUCCUUUCUUUUAAAAGAAGUAGUAUUUAUAUCAUUCUCAAGUCUUAGGCAAAACACUACUUAAAUAAUAACUAAACACAUUCGCAUAAUUUGCUACUUUAUGUAGUAUUGAUAGUGGUGUUACGAUGACGCCGAAACCGACGUCGACUUUUUACGCUCUUAUUUACUGUUUCUUUUUCGCUAAAUCACUGUUGAUAAAAAACGAGAUAUGUUUCCAGUUUAUUUUUUUGACAAACCAAGUGUAUACAGUACAUGGAAUAAUUUCUGCCGUUGGCUUUUUUGUGUGUAAUUUAAUUCUUUGUUAACAGUGGUUGGAAUGCACGUAAAAGAGAAGAAUUUCACAGAAAAGUUAUUCGACGCUGUUGGAAGGGUAAGAGACGCAGUUUACCAAGAACAAAACAGGGCUCGCAAAUUUUGGCGAGCCUCAUAAUAUUGCGGCCUUGGAACGCAUAGUUUACUGUAAUUCGUGUAAAAACUUCUCUCAUGUCACCCGGAGGGGGAGGGGGGGGGGACAAAUAUGUAAUUUUCGCGAUCCCAACUUAGUCACUUCCUAUUUUUAUGAAUUGGCCCAUUUUUUGGAUUGAAUGAAGAACACUUUACUUUUCAUCUACAGUACAAACAUUCUGGUACGUUUGCUAACUGUAAAUAUGAAGAACUGUCUUAGCCCAAAAAAUCCAAAAAUCUGCGACCCCAUUCUAGUAACUCUAUUGAAAAUACGACCCCAUUUUAGUCAAUCCGGUCGUGAAAAUGCGGCCCCAUCCAGCGGCACAUCCCCAUUAGCCUCUUAUAAGGAAGUACCCCCCUCCCCCCGGACCUCUUUACAACGGCCACUUCCGUUUGUUCCGGCGGACAGUCCAUACAUUGACUCUUGUUUAACUCUUCUCUACAACGGCAACGGCCACUAAAGCGUGUCCCCAUCUGCCAAAAUAACCUCUCGACAAUGGCCUGUUUUUUCAGCGACUAAUGAAAGUCAAGAAUAGAAUGGUCAUGACUUUGAUCGGUAUGUCGCGUUGAUGAUCAAUCGCGGCAAGCGUAUUUUGAUUGUGUUCCACUUAUAAAAUGAUGCUGCAGUAAGCAUGAAUUGUCAACGAUACUUAAGGUGAAUGUUGCGUACCUUGCUCCUUUUGUAAUGUUAGCAUUUUGAUUUAAAGCAUCAUUCAAGUGUUUUUGUGCAUUUUAUCUCUGUAUAAUUAUUAUAUAUGAUUGGGUUACCAUCAUGAGAUACCCUAAGCAUAAACUCAGCACAAUACACAUGUUAUAGUCCUUAAAAUGAAAAAAAAAAAUGUCAUAUUACCCCCUACCUUCUCAUAACGGUCACCUCUCCAGAACGGCCACUUUCUUCUGUCCUUAAUGUGGCCGUUGUGGGGAGGUUCGAAGAGAUUACUCGAAAUGAACUUAGUAGAAUACGAGUUAGAUCAUAUUUGUGAAAUGUUGGCCCCAAUUUGCAGUGGCGGCGUGGCCGAGCAGUUCAUUAGGCGCUGGACUUGCAAUUCGGAGGCCCUGAGUUCAAGUCCCCCCCUGACCGCCAGCUGGAUUUGUUCUCGGUAGUCCCGAGUUCAACUCCUUAAGGUGGCUGAACACAGUUUUACGGGCGGUCAGCGGGAACUCGCGUGACAGCGCGUGUUUUUAAUUAGACAAACAAACAUGGCGGCGAAGAAAAGCAAUGGUACACAAAAAGACGAUUUCUCAAAAUCUGCUCAUUAAAAUUUUGUAGUAAUAUUCGGCAGAAUUUUUACUUUCAUCGUAUUUUAAAUAAUGUGAACUUUAAAAUGAAAGUUGAGCGGACAAAUUUUGUGACACAUUUAAUAAUUAAAGUACAAUUAUAUUAUUGAUUAUCUAAAAACCAGUCUGUUGAAAUUUGGUCAAAUAAGUUUCAGAUGGUAAUGAUUAACUAUAAUUAGCUGUGUGCAAGUUGAUAGGAAAAUCUAAUGAGUGAAUUUUAUGUAAACCGAGCAAAAGUGAAAUUUAGAGGUUGUAUUCAAUCAUUCAUGUUGCCAUGGAAGCUACGAAAACGUCAAAUUUUAUAUGUCAAUCAAAAUCUUUCAUCAGUAUAUUUUUCACUUGCCAAGUUUCAGCCUGUGAGCUGCAACCUUUCUCUUGCCAUGAUUUGGCGAUGACAUAUACUCACAAACUUCCAAAACUGUGUAAAGCCACCUUAAGGCCACGCUUGGAAAUAGCCAAUUGGUUUGCCUCUGGCCAGUUGGGAUUCUCAUAACAAUGCUAAGUUUGAUUUAAAUUAUUUGUUUUAGUCAUUUGCUCGGCCCCACUAGUAUUACUACUGUAAAUGUUUCUUAUGAAACCUUAAGAAUGAUAUGGAAUAAAAGAGUUAGGCCGUUUAUGAUCAAAGUCAGAACUUAGAACAGCCGGUUUGUAAGGCUUUUCUCGAUCACUGUCGAGCAUAUACUGUUUAGUAUAAGACUGAUCUGACUGCAAAGUUCUGAUAAGUAGUGGAAUUCUCUUUAUGACUGGACUGAUCUGACCUGCCAAAUCUGGCUGGUUCUAAAAAAGGAACUCCAAAGGCGACAUUUCAAGUGCGUGCUCCUCGGCAGAGCGCUGCAAGAGGUUGUGGAUUUUGUGUGCGUUUGUAUAUCGACUUGUGGCUAGUUUUUGUUCCACAUUUUUAACACGUAAAUUUAUGUUUUCGUUUUUCAUUUUUACAGGAGAACUGCAGCAUCUCAAUGGUAAGUGUUUCAACUCUGAGUUUGUGAUGGAAAAUCGCAUUAUCCUAUUUGUCAAUGCCCUCGUUAUGCGGUAUAGUUUGAAAAAGACUUGUAAUGUCCAUGAAACAGGAAAUGUUCGGUUUUUCACCUUUGUCUUUUUAAUAAAAUUUAUAAAGUCAGUGGUAUCUUUGGUUACUUCCUAGAAAGAUAGAUAUGCUCUUCUUUCUGAAAAAACAUAAUGUCGGUCCAUGUCUUUAGUCGGUUGAUAUUUUUCCUGUCAGUAGUCGGUAAUUUUUUUCCCGUUUUGUCGGUAGUCAGUAAUAUUUUUCGCCCUUUGUUUCUAGUCGGUUUCAAAUACCAACAACAAUAAACAAAGCUUGUAGAGACUUUUAGUAAGUUCAGAAUUUAUACUUGGCAGCGAGAAUCAACAUUUUUUUACUCUAUUUAUUUUUAGUUUUAGAUCCACAAUUUUUAUAUUUGUGUUUCAGGGACGUUACUGUCGUUUUAUCGACGAUGAUGGCUUUGUGGUGGCGUCAAAUGUCGAUAAUGAAUCUGAGGUAUAUAUGAGAAAGUCACGGCCCACAAACAAAACAGGAAUUAAUACGUUUCCAGAACAGCGGCGAAAACAUCACUUAAAAAGUGACCUCGUGCCCGAUUAUCCCAACUCGCUAACUUUGUCACGAUUGUAAGGGAAAUUGCCUGGAGCUGAUUACCUAUUCAAGUUUAGAAGGAGAAAGGGAAAUCCAUUGUUGUGUGUUGAAAUUUCAGGUCGUAGUGAAAGGAGCGGCAAGAAAAUGUAUCAAAAAGUGUCAUAUGCUUGCAAGUUUGUUGUUCUAAUUUAAACCUUAUUGCUUUUUUGACGUUCUCGUUGCUGUCGCCGUCAUGGCCUCUUAGCAUCUUAAACUCCAUAAUUACAACAUCCCGAUCCCCUGGACAUUCAGCUCAAUAGGAAGCAGCCAUUUUUAUUGAUUAGCGAGUUUAAUUUACGUUAAUAAGUCUUGUGUAGUUUAUACGAAAACUUAAGAGACUCCUCGCGAUAAUAAUGAUACAUGUAUAUCCUACGGAGCAAGAUAAGAAAUUCCUUUUUUGUGGGAAGCACAUUGACAAUUUGUUCAGCUUAGUUUGUUUUUUUUGCCAACCGACAAUUAUGCAGUAGAAACUGAAUACAAUGGAAAAUCAGUUUUCUUUUUGUUUUAACAUCAGGUUGGUAAGUUCUUGGGCGCGCUUGAAGGAGGAGGAACCGUCAUGAGAACAUUAAUCAACACAUCUCAGUUUGAAAAGUUAGUCUUGUUUUGCUUUUUAUUGUAAUUUUCAUUGAUUUAAAAAAGCAGCUUGGGGAUUUAACAUCUUAAAUGGACUUUUCCACGGUUUUUUCAACUAUGGACAUGGAUCAGUUAAAGAGAAGCCGUCGAUUCGACACCACUGGAAGGAGCGCCAUUUGUAAAAUUUUUGAAAAUCUUCGUCUGGACAUGAAGAUAUAGCUUCGCCAAAUUUUUACAGACUUUUGAACGGCUGUAAAAAACGUCUGUAAAAUUUAGCGACUCUGAGGAGCUAUAUCUUUGUCAGUUUUCUACAAAUCACUUUUAAAAUUGGCAAUUUUUAAGACACUGACGCCACGGAUUUUCCCUCACUUGUCCAUGUCAAAAGUCGAAGGUUGAGAACGGCAACAAAUCUAUAAAUCUACAGCUAAUUGUUAAACUGCAGAACAGAGAGUUAAAAUUCAGAACAAUGUUAUAGUUAGUGCACUUAAAGACAGCGUGACCGGCCUGUCAGCCUCUAGCUGGAUUUUUUUUCUAGGGAUUCCUAAGCUUGUCGGUCAUGCUUAUGAUUAUGUAGCAUGUAGCAGUCGCCUUCCGCCAGUCAGUUGAAGGACUGUACUCCAUUGUGUGUAAGGCGACUAAGGCUGGGACCGACACUAAGUUUCGUCUCACAGAGGUUUCCCCUUAAUAGAAAGUCAAAGAAAAUGACUGAAGAACGACAGGGAUUAAUUCCACUAGAUGUGUCCGUUUUAGGGAGCUGUGCGUUUUAUAGAGGUAUCCCCCGUUAGCAGAGAAUUAGCUGGCUAUAGCAGUACACUUCUACUCAGAGAUAAUUAUUCAUGCAGGGCUGGGAUUUUCUUAUUUUAUGCAGGUUAACUUUUAAUAGUACACAAGAAGAGUGCAAAAAACCAGAGGAAAAGACUUCAAAUGCCAGGACACUUUUGAAUGUAAGGCCAAACAAAGAGAUGAAACAAAUAAUUGCAAAAUAAUACUUAUACGUGAAAAGCUGUUACUCAAGAGCUAACUAUAAGUCCAGUUUUUGAUUAUGGGAGUUUCGAUUUGUGGCUUUAAGUUAGUUCCUUGAUAUUUCGUACAAGAGCUCAAAAUUAAAACCACCUUCCAAUGCUUGAAUUGAAUUAUAGAACAACAGGAAAGCGCUGCUGCCAAGCUUUCGUUUAAAUGAUCGCGUUGUGGGAUUUGAUCCACAGACUCCAAAGUCAGAGCUAUCUUGUACAGUGCAAUAAACAGGGCCCAGUUGUUCGAAGGCCGAUUAGCGCUUAACCCGGGGUUAAAUUUACCCAGGUCUCUUUUUCUUGUGUUCAAAAGCAUUUUCUCGGAUAAUUUUCUGUGCUAUUUUUAGAGCUUCCAAUCAUCAACUUGUAGACAAAAAGAAUUAAAUCUCAAAUGCUUUCUACUCUUUCAUAUCUGAAUUCAAAUAUCGCACUAACCCUUGGUUAUCUUAACCCAGCUUUGAACAACUCGGCCCAGUACUGUAUGCAAUCACUGCUCAUUGUUGCUUUCGUUUGAAUGAUCGGAGUACCGUACCAAAAGCUCGUUAUACAAAUGCUUCAGACCAGACUGUUAACACAGAGUGCCCGUUAAACACGGAAAAUAGUCUUCGCUUUCUUGGUAUUUGCUGGUACAGCUGCUUCAUUUAUCGCUGAGAUAUCGUCUUCCGAAACUGUCUAGCCUAUUCCCAGGUGCGCUUUCUCAAUUUGGCGGACCCGACUAUCUCGGAGCCUGCAUGUAACAGGUUAGAAACUGUCGCGAAACGGGAUGCCAUAUUGACUCCCGUUCCCAAACAGUGCAGAGCCUUGUAAACUCCGAGUUACGGAAGCCAAUCAAAACUCGCGAAAACUGCUAACCACCGAUAGUCACCUUUAGUAUUUCGGUCAUUUGGGCGGAAGAAAGACAUCGUGGUAAAUGGUACGUGGGAAAGUACAAAACGCAAGGUUCGUGUCACCCCUAGUACUCCUUCAAAAGCCGUCGAAUUUAAUUUUAGAUUUCAGCGGAGCUUGAAAAGCUCUUGAAAAGAAAGUGCUUGAAAACUUCUUGAGAAAAACCAGCACAAUCCCUGUAUCAGCGGCUUUCUUUGAAACGGACAUACUGUUGUGCACGUGAUUUUCCUGUUGUGUGGUAACUUUUGGUAUACUGACUACUUUGUUUUCUGAUUUGUGUAGCCUCUCUUUGCGGUGACAUCAUACGUUCAGUUCUGGACGCAGACUGUGUUCUUGUAAGCAACUCAGUAUUUUACUCGAAAUUGGCGGGGUUGAACUUGCAAUUUAUCAGACUUUAUUGUUACGAUGCAGAGCUCUGUCCGUUCGACAGCGUAAUAAGGAACGCAGCCUCGUAAUAGCCAAUGAAAAAAUGUUGGCCUUCACAAAACAGUCACACAGUGUGAUUUGAUACGGGCGAGUGGGAAAAAAUGGGUGGAAGUUAAAUUGCCCGCCAAAAUCCUUCGCAACUUUGCCGCCCGCUUCGCGUGGUGACUCCGCCAAUAAGAAAGAACCCCGGGCAUAACAAUCCCGCAAUCUUCGCUGGCUAACGUAGUAAUAGUAUCCGUUGAAAGAAACAGAUAAAAGUGAAUUAUCUGAAUACUGAUGUAACGUUUAUUGUUUUUAUGUUUGCAGGUCGCUGGCGCAGUUCAAUAUUUACAGUCUCUUUUCUCGUAGCGGUGUAGGUUAGUUGUUUUUUUAAUUCAAUAAGUUAGCGGUUUGACAUAUUUGUGGAUCUUAAGGUCCGUUUAAUACCCCAUAUCACACUCUGUUUGACCCCCAAUUUGCGCACGUUAUUGUUGUCAAAUGCUUUUGGGAAUGUGCAGUCCUCCCUGAAGAUUUAAGCCUGCGUAGUAGGCCCUGGUUUUUUGAGGGCCAAGGGAGGAGAGGGAAGGGAAGGUACUAAAGAAUGACUGUUCCUAAGAUAAAAAAAAAAACGUACUUUUGUUUCCCGGGGAGCAAGGGAUAGCGCUGUGGUGAGAGCGCUCGCUUCCCACCAAUGUGGUCCGAGUGCAAAUCCCGGCUUCGACUCCAUAUGUGGGUUGAGUUUGUUGUUGGUUCUCUCCUUUGCUCCGAGAGGUUUUUCUCCGGGUACUCCGGUUUUCCCCUCUCCUCAAAGACCAACAUUUCCAAAUUCCAAUUCGACCAGGAAUCACGUAGACGAAGAACCACUUUGUGGACGUGCUACCUCCAAAUCUUUAUUUAUUUAUUUAAAGUCGACAAGAUCAAGUCAAGUCAAAAGAUUCCAGCUAAAUAACUAUGAGACACAUUCUUUAAUUCGCAGCCAUGGCUGAAGGGCAACAGCAACAGGACAUGAUCCCAUGCUCUCAAGAACUUCAAUUUUAUAAAGGACAUUGGGGACAAGAAAGGGAAGGUACAGUAGGUUGUGAGCUGUUUUUUUUUUAAUAUUUUGAAGAGAGAGAGAGAGAGAAGCCACUGACCAAACGUUGAUUUCAGUCGGUAGGGAUUCCGCAUUACUAAGGACGCUUACGCUAUCGUUUGUAAACAAGCUCUCCAUUUUACUAUUCUCCCACUCGCGUGAUUUCAGAUCCAAAAUACUAGUCAGGAAGCACUGUCACGCAGGGCGCUCAUUUUUCAUUUUCGUUAAACAUUUUGAGUAGAAGCAGGCAACAUGCCUUAAAAUCUUCAUCUUGCCAUCCUGAUUAAGAAUUGCGCUGUUGCCCACUCCAAAUGUUAUGAUAUCUGUCAUUAAGCGGGCUUUUUGUCUAGGCCCUCGCUCCUGAAGCAUGAAAACGAGGCUGAACUGUAACAUUUAUAUAAACCCAAUAAAAAGUGCACAAUAGGAUGGGGAAACAGCUGAAUCUUUGUUACUUGAUGUUUAGAGCUCGAUAGACAGUAGUGUGGGAGAUAAAAUGCGUCACGUGAUCAGUUAUGAAGAGUCACGUGACUUUCCAAUAAAAUCGAUUCUAAAGCAUAAAAGACGCUCUAUUCACACUUUCCUUUAAUAUAGUUUUCAACUCUCUGACGUUUCUCAUUUCGAUUUAUAGAUCCAACAAUAAAAACACAAAAAUGCAAUAGGUGAUCAGCUAUGAUGGGUCACGGACUAGAUAGCCUUAGCUGUGUGAAUAGCGUGAUCGAUUAAUUGUUUCAGUAAGCUCUUCAGGAAUUAUUUUCUAUUAGAAAUAAAAAAAACUAUGUUUGAUGGGGUAAAUAUGCGCUUCAAUCUGUCAGAAACAUUGGUCACUAAGUUUACGACUGGGAACGACGAUGAUGCAUUAGUAGAUGCCCUGACCAGCCAUGAGCUUGUUAAUGAAGUUGGACAAGCUGCACAUAUCAUCAAAGCUUUUGAUGCCGCACAUCAUGACAACCCUCGUUCUGUUACUGGAGGCAAUACAUGAAACUGGUGUCCAUCUUAGUGAGGUUUACGCGUGCGAUCCGGGAAGGGAAGUGGGAUCUGUCUUUACUGCGCGCAAUGUUUUGCUGUGUCCGAGCCUUUAGGGUGUUUAUCUGGCUCAAUCAAGUAGGUGAUCUCUCUUCGCUCUCCGAAAUGCUACCCUAUUUUGCAGCUUUCGACCACUCGAAUUACACCAGAUUGGGCGUCAUAUUUCUUGCAGACAUGAAGAUGCUUUCGCAGACUGCCCCUGAGGCCCAGCCUCCCCUGCAGACAUUCUUAGGCGUGCGUCACGGAAGGAACGCGUGACGCACGCCUAAGAAUGUCUGCGGGGGAGGCUAUACAAGGGUUGAUCUGCUAUUUGACAGAUAUGUCAAGAACUCGAUAAAAGGAGGAACCAGAGACAAGCGCAAGGAGAAAAAGAGUACAGGGAUUAGGCGCAAUGUGGAUAACAGAGAUUAGAGAAUUGGAAACUGGGAGAGGUUCAUCAUUCUAGAAGAUAACAAGGCUAGCCUACCUCAUUUCCUCUCGACUGACAUCUCGGAGAGUUACAGCGUGCCUCCUGGGAGACAGCUGGUGAUCAAUGGAGGCUUCAAGGAUACACUGAAGGUGUGGUCAUCUGACACAUCACGACAAGAUAUAAGAAAGCUCGCAUCAGAUCAAGAGGAGGCAGAUACUAGAAUAGUACUGCAUGCCCGAGACGUAGCAGCAAGAGGGUACAAGCAAGUCAACAUUUUGUGUCGUGAUACGGACGUUCUUGUCCUCCUUUUGGCAUACCGAGAGCAGCUUUGUCAAGAGAUAUGGAUGUUUGCGGGUACAUCAAGACAAAGGCGUUACAUACCAGUUCACAGAAUCCCGCUCUCCGAGGAGAAGAGGAAGUCGCCUCUGGCAUUUCAUGUGAUUACUGGCUGUGGUACGACAAGCCAGUUCUAUGGUGUGGGCAAGGCUUCGGCAUGGAAAGUCUUCGAAGAUGCACCUGACCUCUUGGAACACCUUGGAGAAGAAAGCCAAAUCAGUGCUGACGUUCUUGUCAAAGCUGAAGCCUUUGUAUGCAAACUCUACAAUCCGGGAACACAUGAGGUGGAAAUCAACAAAGAAAGAGCAGCAGCGUUUCGCAAAUCCAAGAAAGAUCUCGACGCCCUACCUCCGACUCAAGAUGCACUGAUUCUCCACACAAAGCGGGCAAACUAUCAGACCAUGGUAUGGAAUAAAGCGCUGGAACCAUGUCCUUCUCUCCCAAAGCCUGAAGACAGCGGAUGGUACUACAGUGAAGGCCUUCUGAAGCCAAAGUUAAUGACACGAGAAGAAGUGUCAGCGGCGUGUUUACAGUUAGCAUACUGUGGGUGCUCCCGAGAAGGCGGAUGCUGUGUAAACCGAAGCUGCACUUGCGUUAAACUAUCUCUUUGCUGUUCCAAGGCAUGUAAAUGAGGUGACAGUUGUAGAAACGACAGGAACACUACAGCAGAGGCGAAUGAAGCAUGACCUAUAACUUUGAUAAGGUGGAAGUCACAUGGUGGUCUUGUGUAAUUUAAGAUACUUUGCUUAUGGUUUAUAAGCCUGUAUUUCUGGCUUAAACCGUGCGGUCAAGUAGAAGAAAGUUCAGUCUUUUUACAUGAAAAAUCCUAACUCAUGGGAAAUGUUACAUAGGUUGGAAACGCUAUAGAAUGACUGAAAAUAGAAUGAUUUCAUUACAUCACGUGACCCAUCAUAGCUGAUCACCUAUUGCAUUUUUGUGUUUUUAUUGUUGGAUCUGUAAAUCGAAAGGAGAAACGUUAGUAAGUUGAAAACUAUAUUAAAGGAAAGUGUGAAUAGAGCGUCUUUUAUGCUUUAGAAUCGAUUUUAUUGGAAAGUCACGUGACUCUCCAUAACUGAUCACGUGGCGCAUUUUAUCUCCCACACUAUUGUCUAUCGAGCUCUAAACGUCAAGUAGCAAAGAUUCAGCUAUUUCCCCAUCGUAUUGUGCACUUUUUAUUGGGUUUAUAUAAAUGUUACAGUUCAGCCUCGUUUUCAUGCUGCAGGAGCGAGGGCCUAGGCAAAAAACCUGCUUAAUGACAGAUAUCAUAACAUUUGGAGUGGACAACAGCACAAUUCUUAUAAUUAGGAUGGCAAGACGAAGAUUUUAAUCUAUGUUGCCUGCUUCUACUCAAAAUGUUUAGCGAAAAUCGUUUUUUGGCGAGCUGCCUCCUGACUAUACACGGCUUUCUCGUAGGACGCUACUUUGGGGCUGCAUUGAUGUGAAGUGUGAAGCCCAAGGUUCCAUAGUCAGUAAUGCUUCAAUUAUGACACACUCGAACUAUUUCCUUGUAUUGGUUUCAAUAGAAGUUUUUAUUAGCUUUUGCGCCAAAUUUUGUCUGUUUUGUGGUAAUGGACUCUUCUGACAAAGCACAAAUGUGCAGCUUAUUUCAGUAUAGUUAGUUGGAAAACUCAAGUUCUCCGCCAAAUCGACCUUGCACCAUUCCAGAAAGGCCAGGUUUCUUUUCCGGUAACUUAACGUCAAAUCGAUGUUGCAGAUUUCUUUCUUUUUCGUAAGGUUUAGUAGUUCUUUUUAUCAGAGACCUUUUUGUUUUUAAAUUUAACUCUUCUGGUGCGGUCUUGUUGUUGUGUUUGUUAUUAAACGCAUAACAUACUGCUUUUCCUCAAGUCGUUUUACAGUGAUGUUACAAAACAAAUUGCAUGUUUUUGUUGCCCGUUACCGUAGCUUAAGCAGUAAAUGCGCAUUAUGCUUGUUUCGGAAUAGUACGUACAUAUUAACUGUCGAUAUCUUCUUGAAAAAGCCCUUGUCAGUGUUUGUGGUGCGCCCAAUUGGUACCUGUUCCGGCCUGAUGCGUAUGAAGACUGAUCAUAAAUAUGUCUUUUAGUAAAUGAAAGAGUUUGGUAAAAUAUCAAGUACAACAAACAUAUAGAAAAAAAAGAUCAGUGGACUUGUAAGCCGAAGGCCCCGAGUUUAAGUCCUCAGCCACGUUUGUAACAUAGCCAACUUGUUCGCCUCCCACCAGUUGGGAUUCCUAGCCAUGUUAUGUUCCAUUUGAAUUAUUUGCGUUAUUAUCGAUCCCUGAAAAGCCCCAUAAGGGAAGGGAUAAGUAUAAGUGUUAAAAAUUCCAUGCCGAAUAAUUUAUUUGCUUCGUCAGGUUGUUCGAAUAACACCAGUGAGAAUAAAACAAUGGCAAAAAACUGUAAGCUGUGUGAUCUCUAACUGUUUUAUGGCCUCAUCAGUCAUCGUCUUGAUUUAGUUAAACCCGAAAACUGAACCUAUACCGGUAUCCAUAACAAUCAUCUUUCCAUAGCAAUUACGUUGAUUAUGUAGAAGAUCGAUCCUGUAAGGUACUCGUCUUGUCGUUGUGUUUAUUAUAUUUUCCCCUGCAAAUAAAGUAUACCAUGGCACAAGUCUUCGUGCGCGGUCCCUGCUGUGUUUUCCCGUUCCUCCUUGUUCUCCAUCAUCCUUUUCUUUUACGUCAGGAAAUAUUUAUAAGAUACGUUUCUGUAUGCAGGGUUUGUUAUGAAUUCUAGCGUCACUAAAGAUUUCUUAUGUUAUGACAACUUCAACCGUUUAUUUAACUCUCUUCUUUUCAGAUACGGUUAAGUGUCAAGUUAAACAUGAUUGCUCAUGGUAAGAAAAAUCAUGGAUUAGCGUAUUGGUUUACAACAACAGCUUUUAUUUUUGACUUGAAUGAAUGCUGAUCUUUCAUUUUUCGCAUUCCGGCUGCGUUAUUACUAUAUUUUAUAGUCUUGUCAGAGAAAAUUGUUAAGCUUUUUUAUAGUUCUUUUUGAGCGGUGACACUUGAGUUUCAUCCUUAAAAUAAGUUGCCAGAGCCCGGUGGGAGCAAGACAGCAACAUGGCCGUAGGUUAAGAUCCCGGCCCCCAGUCACCAAAAGCUGGACUUGGGUUUUAGUGGUCCCAGUUUAGCUCCUCGACCUACUUGCUGUGCGUCAAUAAACUACUGGAUUUGAUCGUUUGAAUUAUUUAUAGUUACUUGCCUUGUGCGCCUGUAAACUAGCUAAAAGAAUUAAAUACAGUUCCAGUGUACACAAAAGCAUUUACAAUUUUACACUCUACUAGACACCAGAGACUACAAUUGUUCGGAUUUAAGUGGGAGUGUGAAAAUUCUGAUUUUUUUGUCUCUCUCUCGUUUUUCAGGAGGUUAUAUAUAGCACCUGUUACUGGGACCAAUCUUCGACUGGUAGUAGAAAGCCGCAGUAAUUCUUGGUGUCCAUGUGAUGGUGAUACACGGCUGACAACAAAACCAAGAGAUUGUAUCUUUCAAAACUGCUUUUCAUAAAUUUUUACCCCGGGUUUCAGAGAUGUUUGUAACUUAAUUCCGGAGAGUUCGGUCGAAGCGCCCAGGAAAAUAAAUCCGUCUCGGGAGCUUUGUCAAACCGUGAGCACGGUUUAAUUGUUUCAUCCCAGGUAUAUAAAUCCGAUAACGGACCUCAAAAGCCAGGUAAACAAACGCUAUAAUAGGAGGUGUUUUCUUAGUCAAUCCCCGAUUAUUUUAAGAACAGCUUAAACGGACUAACAACAUUUUUGUGCAACUUCGUCCAACAUGCUUGAUCCAAUGCUCUGCUGCCUAGAUCAGGUGUAAAGGAGUUAAUAAUUUAGGGCCCGUUUAUACAGGGCUAACACUAUUCAAGUUGUUGUUGAUUUUGGACCAAAAUGCUGUAGUUGUUAGAAUACCUUGUUGAACAAUGUUGGAUGUUGUGGAUGAUGUUAGAUCAAGUUUAAAUGAGUUAAACAUCUGGGUUUAAACACCAUUCAGAGUUGUGAGAUGACGUAGGAGCAACAUGCUGAAUACGAUUAACUGGAUGUUUAGGGUGCCCAAUAGGUUUCUUGGAAUGCUGGAUUUGUCUCACUGAAGACGGGUAUGCGGGAUGCGAGAUGCGGGAUUCGGGAAUUUAAACAUUUUGCACGGGAUGAAGGGAUUGAAGACCUUCACUGGCGACCGUCAAUUUUGAAAGUUUAGUUUUUGAAACCGAAGUCACCUUUAAUGGCUACACCAUCGCGCACCAUACACAGAAAGUGGUGUGCAUUAGUGGCCGAUCUUAAAACCCCUGGGGGCUUUGUUGAUACAACGAUAUUUAGCUUGGACCGCAGUUGAAGACGAGAAGUGGACCUUCGUGCAGAUAUGUUUCUGAAUAACUUAUUUUAAGUAGAUACAGGUUUUUUGUCUGCCCUGCUUAUCGGUUGACAACGUUUAGGGACUCGGAGUUGAUCAGGUUGAAAAUAGCGUUGCUGACGAGGUUUUGUUAAACACUGCAUAAACACUGAACCGUGUCUAUAUAUGCAUAUAGAGGACGUUUAGAUGUUAUCGGAAAGCGCUAAUUUAUAGUUAGGAUUAGAAAAUCAUCGUUACUGCAGGGUGUUCAUUGGGCAUUGGAGAUCGGAGAAUUCUCCAUUUACUACGCAGAAUUCUUCGGCUAACGGUCAAUUGCCUAUGACUAUUUUUUCCUCAGAUGUGAGCCUCUUUAAAAAUAUUCUCCUGCAACGUUACACCUUUCUCCUCCUACCAGAAUUCUUAAUGGAAACCCUGUCACUUUAUUCCUUAAUCAUUUGAUAUUUCAUAGUGCUGGAAACUGUAAAUAACAGAGUCCCGGCAAACGUAUCUUACAGGAAACCGCCCGAGCUCACAACACCUUGUAAUGACAGUGCAGAUGAGGUAAGAACCGGCCAGGAAAUUACCGUUGCUAUGCGAACUUCGAAUGUUAAAUUCACUUUACUAUGGACUGCCAUCAACAAAACCAUGCACAUGGCACUGGCAAUUUGAAAAAAUUGCCUGAAGUUUAUAAGUUGUGCAUCCAAAAGGAGUGAGGUGUAGGAUAGAGGUAGGGAUACAUAAGCGAGAAUCUUAGGAAACUGAGGUGGAGGUGCGUAAGCGACGACAUAAACGACCUAAAGUGGGUCUAUAUAAGCGAGGACAUUAGGGAUCUUAGGUGGGUUUACAUGAGCGAGGACAUCAGGGACAUUGAAUGGACUGCAUACCAAUUGAGUUGAUUGGGUACCUUAGGUGGGGGUGCAUAAGUGACGACAUUAGGGACCUCAACUGGGGUUACCUAAGCGAGGACAUCAGGGACUUUAGGGGGUGUGCAUGAGCGAGGACACCAGGGACGUUAGAUGGGCUGCAUAAUUGAGUUGAUUGGGGACCGUAGGUGGGGUGCAUAAGCGACGACAUUAGGGACCUCUAGUGGGGUUACAUAAGCGACGACAUUAGGGACCUUAGGGGGUGUGCGUGAGCGAGGGUAUCAGGGACGUUAGAUGGACAGCAUAACUGAGUUGACUUGGGGACCUCAGGUGGGAGUGCAUAAGCGACGACGUUAAGGACCUCAAGUUGGGUUAUAUAAACGAGGACAUUAGGGACCUUAUGUGUGUCUACAUGAGCGAGGAGAUUAGGGACAUUAGAUGGGCUACAUAAUUGAGUUGAUUAGGGACCUUAAAUGGAAGUGCAUAAGCCACGACACCCUGCACGUACAUUACACUAGUUUGUAAAUUUCGUUGCCGUCUCUGCAAAAUUUAGACGUGAAAUAAUCCAAUUUUUAGUUUACAUGAGAACGAAAACGACAAGGCGAUGAUUUUACCGAUCUCGGUCUGAAGUCGGACGCGGUCCCCUGUCUUCAGCUCCAACCUAAUUUCUCUUCUUUGAAAUAAUUGGGUGACUUGGAAUAAUAACGAACACGUUUGAAAGGAUACGAAGUCUAUUUUUCAUCGACGGUUUCAUUAGCGUUGCCGUUGUCGGAUCAUAAGGUCCGUUUUCAAGAUAUUGAGGUCAAAGUACGAACCAGUUUCUGCCGUGGCAUAUAAUCAGCGGGGAGGCGAAGUUCAUUGGUGUUCACUAGAGAGAAAAAUCUUUCCUGGCCAUACACAAGAUACCCAUAUAACACAGGGCUAGGAUUGCUUUCUCCUUCGUCGAACGUAAUUAAUGUUCUGUGAUAUUCUGUUGCAGGGGAAGCCCCCGCCCCCGUGUGCACUGGCAAGUAUAUCCUCUCCUGCAAGGCUCACCAUGUUUCUGGUGCUUAUCUUGACGUUAUUCAGUGCAUGAAAUGACAACUGGACAUAAUGGAUAUAUCCUCAGACUGUACACCAGAUAAGCAGAAACAAAAGAAAAUGCAAGCAACUUUUAGGCAUUUAACGUGUAGUCAAGAACGUGUAGCGAGAAUUGUAUUUGCACGCUAAUAAUGUAAAUAGGCAAUUUUGUAUUCCUGUUUUCCUUUUCACUGAAUCCUUUUUGGCCCACAUUUUUUGUAAUCAUUUCCCUAUUAUAAGCGCGAACUAGGACAAAGCCAACCUCGUUAUUUUUAGCACGUGCAUGACUGUUUUCAUCUCAGUUAUUCAGUCCAGGCCCC
This is a messenger RNA of Porites lobata, 26932 nucleotides long. NCBI's taxonomy places the organism in Eukaryota, Metazoa, Cnidaria, Anthozoa, Scleractinia, Poritidae. The record is from the annotation of a GenBank genome assembly.